AUGUCGGCUAUUAACAUUACGGCAAUCCAGACACCUAUAGACUAUUCUGAUACUGGCCCUGGUGCAGUCAUUGCCUGCAGUAUCCUUUCGGUUUUUACUACCACCAUAGUUGUCUUGCGGUUUCUGGCGAAACGAUUGACGCGUCAGACACUGGGGGCCGAUGACUGGACGUGCCUUGCCGCGCUCUUAAUACAUCACGCUCUCAUGAUAGCUUCUUGUGUGGCGGUAGUUCAAGGUGGCAUGGGGCGAGACGCGAGGAUAACUGUCCCGGAAAACCCACACUCAGCUGUCAUCUUGUUCCAGUGCCUUUUUGUUGCAGAGGUUACAUACACAUACAGCUCCCCCCUGAUCAAGAUCUCUGUCCUGGCCUUUUACUGGCGCAUAUUCCCAACAGCCGGGAUGAAGCUCGGGUGCAAAAUCAUCGGUGCCAUGUGUAUUGCGUGGUGUGUCGCCGUCACCAUUGUGGACUUCAUUCAGUGCCGCCCUCUCGAGGCGUUCUGGUACUUCGAACUCCGGACACGACCGACAACAAAAUGUGUCGAUACCGUUCUUCACUUCCUGGCAAACUCGAUCGCCAAUACGUUCAUAAACUUUCUAACGCUGAGCUUGCCUAUAUAUGAGGUCUGGAAGCUGCACACCUCGACAGAGCGCAAGUUCAAGAUCGCUUUCAUUUUCCUUCUGGGUGGAAUAGCCUUCGCUGCCAGCCUGGUUCGCACGGCCACCACCAACGUUAUUUGGAGAGAGGGCCUCAGCAAUUUCACUAAGCAAUUCAUGGUCACAGGUAUAGCGACCGUUAUCGAGAUCUACGUGGCCAUUAUUGGUGCCUGCACGCCCACGCUUAUGCCAUUCUACCGCAAGCUGCGAUACGGCGAAUACACCACGAGUCAGACCGGCGUAUGUUCUUCUAAGCACGCCCUAGGAAUCAGUGUGAGCGGCGGGAUUGUGUCUGGGAAACGGCUGUCCAAGAACGGGCCCAAGCUUAGCGAGAGCACGGGCUCCUUUCUGCGACUGGAAGAGGAGGCACGCGUGGGCCAAAGCACUCACGACGACGGCUUUGGUUAUCCACACAAUGAGAGCUACCAACUAGAUUUU
Molecule: messenger RNA, 1092 nt
Organism: Clonostachys byssicola
Lineage: Eukaryota; Fungi; Ascomycota; Sordariomycetes; Hypocreales; Bionectriaceae
Source: the annotation of a GenBank genome assembly